GUGACCAGCAAUAUUUAAUAUAAACAUGAACACACUUGCCAAUAUUUUCAGGAGAUCGAGUAGGCCUUCUCUGUACACGACUACCGCAGUGACCAGGAAACCGAAGAAGAAAGGCGGCAAGGCCAAGGGAGGAGCCGGGCCUGUGAGUGAUGAUAUCGUGAAUAUAUUCAAAGAGAGGGAAGACCCAAUCAUUUUGCCAUCUGAGUACUACCCUCAGUGGAUAUUUCAGCAUCUGGACAAACCAAUCUCUUCGGAAGAAGUACUUGACCAUAUUAAAUACGGAAGGUAUGUUCCUUCCGGAGAUAUGACGUAUACGUUGAUGAGGUCCCUCCAGAGAUCCAAAAUUCGCCUUCAGAAUGACUAUGGAGGUGAAGAAGAAGUUUAUGACUCUGAUGAAGACUGGAGAGAACCUGAUGAUGGAGAGGUAGCAUUUAUUAUGAAUAAGGAAGCCCAAGAAGCUAAAGCUCUACUAGGAUCAGAUGAGGAGGAGGAGGAAGAAUAA
Molecule: messenger RNA, 502 nt
Organism: Moneuplotes crassus
Lineage: Eukaryota; Ciliophora; Spirotrichea; Euplotida; Euplotidae
Source: the annotation of a GenBank genome assembly